UGUCUCCCUCUAGCUCCAGUCCCCGCAGAGUAAAAGUCACGUUGGAAGGAAAAGGGGAGAGAGAUAUCUCCUUACAGCUGCUGUCAGAUAUCCGAUCGCGUUCGCAUGGCGAGGGGGUAACCUGAUCGAGCUGGGAGGAGUGACUCUACAAGGGAAGGCUUGAACAAAAAAAAUGUCUUCUUCUUCUGCCGGAGAGGUCACAACAGCAAAUGACAUCAAGAGGGAAAAUGUGAAGGAGGUGGAUACACGGGAGUGUAUUAAGCUUGUGGCUCUGGACGCAGCAGAGUUGUCCAUGGAGCGCACGGCUCCAAACACUGACGCGGUGCGCACGGAGCUGUUGGUGAGCGCCGCUUCCUCUCUUGCGUUCUCUCCGGAGCAAGUAGCGUGCGUCUGCGAGGCGCUCCAACAGGGAGGCAAUGUGGACCGGCUGGCCAGGUUCCUGUGGUCUCUGCCACAGAGCGACUUGCUCCGCGGCAACGAAAGCAUCCUUAAAGCCCAAGCUCUAGUUGCUUUCCACCAGGCUCGGUAUCAGGAGCUUUAUAGUAUUCUAGAGAACCACAGUUUCAGUCCGUCCAACCACACCUUUUUGCAAGAUCUGUGGUACAAGGCCCGGUAUACCGAGGCGGAGAAGGCGCGGGGAAGACCCCUGGGCGCCGUGGACAAGUACCGGAUCCGGAGAAAGUACCCUCUCCCCAGGACUAUCUGGGACGGCGAGGAGACUGUUUAUUGUUUCAAGGAAAGGUCACGAAACGCGCUGAAGGAUCUCUAUAAUCAAAAUAGGUACCCGUCUCCAGCUGAGAAAAGAAACCUCGCCAAGAUAACAGGACUCUCCCUGACCCAGGUCAGCAACUGGUUUAAAAACAGGAGGCAGAGAGACAGAAACCCUUCGGAGGCACAAUCAAAAAGUGAAUCCGAUGGCAAUCACAGCACAGAAGAUGAGUCAAGUAAAGGCCAGGAGGAGCUAUCCCCUCGGCCGCUCUCCAACUCUUCCGAUGGAGUGAUAACUCAUGGGACCCUUCCCAUUCAGUCGGGAUCUCUGGACAGUGGUGUUGUUAUCCAACAGAUCGGGGACAUUAAGGUGCCUCCAGGAUCCGGUGGUGGCAGCCUCUACAAUGGAAGUCUAGCAACCAGUAACACACCCUCCACUGUAUUUCACAAUGGUUCGUCUUACCUUUCUUCCCCUGGAAACAUCCUCUUCAAUGGACUCAACCUGGGCAUUCAGCCCUUGACGUUUAACCCACUGAGGUCGUCUGGUGGGGUGCUUCUAAGCGGCUCUGGACUGGACAUGCAGAUGCAGAGUGGACAGCAAAAAGGACUGGACAGUGCUGAGGAGUCCUCCUUACAGUACCACACCUACUCCGGCUGUUUAAACGGGGAAGACAUCAAGGCAGAAGGGGUUCACACCAUGGCGGUCCAGAAUGGAGCCUCCUCUGUGCUGACUUUCAGUUCUCCAUCAGCUGCUUUACAUCUGGGUGGCUACAAUCUAGUCCAGGUACCAAGUGGAGUGACAGACAAUGAUGGCAGCUCACUGCUCAACAGUGAUGUAGGUCUUCCUCCCUUGCAACUUUCUUCGGCGUCGUCUUCUUCAACAAUUACAGAACAAGGUUCCAUGCCUCUGAAUAACGUAGCAGUGUCCUCCUCCAGCGAUGAUUCAUUCCAGCACCAGGACAAGCUGACCAUGACGUCUCUGCACCACAGCACCAUCCUCUACAGUAUGAGCAGCAGUGCCCAGCAGCCAAUCAAAAAGGAGCCCUUAGAAGCAGGAAUGUACUCCUCGUACCACCACGGGCUCCACCUGAACCCUGACGGUCAGAUCAGCUACACAGACCCCAACUCAGUGGAGAUUGCCUCAAGUCACAAUACCGCCUCCACUACUGAUGCUGUCAGCUCGUCCAGCCCCGAGCCAGAAGUCUACACCACCCUGACUGUCAGCGCACCACUGAUGGCUCAACCAGACCCUAACAACCACCACCUCCAAUCCACAGAGUACCUCAGGACCCACGAGGGGCGACAAGGAGCCUCAUCUUCACACCUGAUUGGUCCUGGUAUUAACAGCAACUAUAUGAACCUUCCUGAGAGUAAAGUAGAUGGAUCAGGGUCUGGAGGCAUGAAUGAAAUGGUGCGGGCGAUGUGCGGCGAGAUGGAAGCGGCGGGAGGCAAGGAGCUAGCCAAACUACAGACAGUGCAGAUGGAUGAAGACAUGGCUGACCUUUAACCUUGCAUCUGACCCCUCACAGAGGUGCCUCACAACCCCCUGAUAUGAUGAUUCUUUUUACUUAUGUGUGAGUGUGCGUGUGUGUUUCAAAACCCUUGAAUUUCCUUUAAAUUAUUUGCAUUUGUUUGAUUUUUUAUAAUGCACUCUAAUCAGAAAAGAGCCCUUUGAGUGGAGGAAAACAAAACGCUUGUGGCACAUUUCAGAAGCUCUAUUCGUGAGACGAACCCUUAUGACUGCAACGAGCUAACAGAAAGAGUCACCAUAUCUGUUUGAGCCUCGUUCAAAUGUGCAUUUUUAUAGACAGCACCUGCUACUUCCUGUUGAGUGGAUCUGAUCUGCAGGAGCAGGUGCUAGAAUGCCUUUCGUCACGUGACUGGGACGUUCCUCCAAACUAAAUGCGUCAUGUGGGUCAGAGCAAAAAGGUCAUUCUGGAAUGAGAGGGGAGGUAGGAAGAGACGCUACAAAACUCGUCAGUUAAAAAGCUUCACUGAAGGACUAUGAAGAAUGGGUCAAUAAACACUCAAAAGCUGCUGAUUUUGAAAACAAAAAAGUGUCCUUCAGGAAGCACUUUAAAUCUUCUGAAUGGGUCUCUGUUCACCACUUUGUGCUUUCUAUCUUUUAAAACAACGUAGUGGAGCUGGAAGUGGUGGAAAAGUGAAGAUGAAUGUGCCUUUCUGCUUCCUAAAUCCUCAGUAGUAUUGGUUGGUUUUAGCAUUUGCACUACAUGACACUAAAAAGUUUCAAACAGCCUCUCAUGCUGAUGGGUUGGUCCACAUGCGACACCCCUCAACAAUGUACAACCUCACAGUUACGGCUCUGAGUAAAAGUGUCAUCCGUCACCCUUGAUGCAAAGAUAAAAAUGGAGAUCUCAAGGUCUCAUGUUUUUACUUUUUUGUCGUAUGUUUUAAAUUUGCUGCUGCCUGCAGCAUGUAAAAGAGAUAUGAUGUCAUUGUACUAUAAUUCUCAUCACUCAGUCAUGACAGUUUUCUUCAAAGCCAAUUGCUCACAAAUAUAAUGUGUGCACUUUUGGAGAGUUCAAAGAACAAAGGGAAAUGAAACAGCAGAGUUGGCUUUGUUUUAUUGUCCCUCUGCACCAACAAAAAGAUUGAAAUCCUUUAUCUGUGCAUGGUAUCACAAAAGUUUUGGAAUCAAGUGCAUUUCUGUUUUUUUACAGCUUUUUUUUUAUUUUUUAUUGUGCAACUCUAAAUGUAAGCUCAGCGAGCCGAAAGCAGCUUUGGAGAUUUAUCACCGCCGCCUCUGCUGGCACUGCUUGUGAAGGGCUGUCCACCUCAUUUCAUGAUAGGAGCUUUUUAAACAAACAUCCUCCACUUUUAGCAGUGCAUCAUCUAAAUGCCAGUGGACUGUUAAUGUUUUUCACUGUCGGGACAUAUGACUGGAUUUUUAGAAUGCUCAGUGCUUUAUUGUCUCAAACCAAAAGAAUUUUGAGCAAAAAAAGUAAUUUUAUGUUUUUUUUGUUUUGUUUUUUUAAUCUUAGUUUGAAUUAUAUGUUUGUUAUUUGAAAUUAUUUGAAUGUAU
This is a messenger RNA of Oryzias latipes (Japanese medaka), 3751 nucleotides long. RefSeq names its product SIX homeobox 4a (gene six4a). Gene Ontology annotation, biological process: regulation of transcription by RNA polymerase II. Gene Ontology annotation, molecular function: RNA polymerase II cis-regulatory region sequence-specific DNA binding; DNA-binding transcription factor activity, RNA polymerase II-specific. NCBI's taxonomy places the organism in Eukaryota, Metazoa, Chordata, Actinopteri, Beloniformes, Adrianichthyidae. The record is from RefSeq and is a predicted model, not a curated record. Gene Ontology annotation, cellular component: nucleus; transcription regulator complex.